AUGGCCGCCGACGACACGUCCUCCACCAAGGGCCGGUGGGAGCGUGCCCUGGGCGUCGUCGACUCGUGGGGGGAGGCGGCGCGAUACCAGGACUCGCCCUUUUACUCGUCGCGAGCCUCCAUUACCUCGUCCUCCUCGUCCGGCGAGUCGUCCAACUCGUCGGCCGCCGCCGAUUCCUACCUACUGCCCGACGAUGAGCGCGAGCCAGAGCGCCUGGACUUCUGGGGCCACACGUUCGUGCAGACCCUCGACGGCGCCCUGUAUGCCGCCCCACUCGUCCGCGAGGACCUCGAGCUCGUCCUGGACAUCGGCACCGGCACCGGAAUAUGGGCCUUGGACUUCGCCGAUACCCAUCCCGACGCCCAGGUUCUUGCUUUUGAUAUCAAGCACGUGCAGCCCAGCUGGACAUCACCGAACUGCAAAUUCCUGGUGGUCGACGCCGAAGAAGACUGGCCCUUCGAGGACAACGCCUUCGACUUCGUGCACGCCCGCUACCUAUACCCGGCCAUCACCGACUGGCCGCGGCUAUGGCUCCAGUCGUUCACCUGCCUCAAGCCUGGCGGCUGGGUCGAGCAUCAGGAGGACUCGGCCAUGUUCUGGUCCGACGACCCGGGCUUCGAGAACUCGCGCACCAAGUACUUCGCCAACCAGAUUGAGUACGCGUCCAAGAAGAUUGGCAAGAACUUCCGCAUCGCCGCCGAGCAGAAGGACCGCAUGGAGGAGGUUGGCUUCACGAACGUCGUACAGAAGCUGUGCAAGAUACCCAUCGGCACGUGGGACGAGACCCAGCUGGACCUAGGCAAACGCAUGCUGCUCGUUGUGCUCGAGGGCAUUGCGCCCACGGCCGUCCCCGUCUUUACCCGCGUCCUGGGCUACGACAACGACGAAAUCGAGGAGCUGCUUGACGAGGUCAGAGCUGAGUUUCUAAAGCAGGAGUUCCGGGUGUAUUUGAAGUUUUACUAUACUUACGGCCAGAAGCCGUCAGACUCAGACUCGGAGUAA
Lasiodiplodia theobromae is the source of this 1002-nucleotide messenger RNA. RefSeq names its product Methyltransferase type 11. The record is from RefSeq and is a predicted model, not a curated record. The transcript has 3 exons. The coding region runs from base 1 to 1002 and encodes 333 amino acids. Lineage: Eukaryota; Fungi; Ascomycota; Dothideomycetes; Botryosphaeriales; Botryosphaeriaceae. Gene Ontology annotation, molecular function: methyltransferase activity.